Molecule: messenger RNA, 3437 nt
Organism: Wasmannia auropunctata (little fire ant)
Lineage: Eukaryota; Metazoa; Arthropoda; Insecta; Hymenoptera; Formicidae
Gene: Rab40
Product: ras-related protein Rab-40B
Exons: 4
Coding region: 438-1328 (296 amino acids)
Biological process (GO): protein localization to plasma membrane; intracellular signal transduction
Cellular component (GO): plasma membrane; synaptic vesicle; endosome
Molecular function (GO): GTPase activity; GTP binding
Source: RefSeq, a predicted model, not a curated record
CGCGACAGCGCGCAACCUCGAUGCGGCUCGAUGCGCGGUGCAGCGGGUAGGGAUAAGCGCGACACAACAGCAGCGGGGAAAGCAGCGCGUCGAGAAAGCUCCGUUUGCUUUGUUAUGAUACGCGUCCGCGCCGUCGGGAUUCGUGUCCCUGUCGCGUAGAGAAGAGAGGGUGGCCGCGAUCGACGCGACCCGAGAUUCAUGAGAGAGUCGACGCGACGUUCCUGUGCACCGCGGUACUGCGAUGCGAUAGCUUUCACCGGCGGAGCAGCUUUGCCCGACCAAGUCAUCGUCGACGAGGUGGCGGUGAUAGCGAGGGAGGCGAAUCCGUCCGCCGCCGCGUGCCGCGAACACGGGGGGAAACGUGACAGCGGCAGGGUGAGCUUGGUCGCCCCGUCGGUCGCCUGCAGUAUGCUCAGGGUCUGCAACAGGCGGAUAUUAUGGCUGCGGGUGAGGCCAGCACGGCGAAGCCUCGUCAGGAGAAGCAGUACGACUACCUGCUCAAGUUCCUGCUGGUGGGUGACAGCGACGUCGGCAAGCAAGAGAUCUUGAGCGGCCUCGAGGACGGCGCUGCCGAGUCGCCGUUCUGCAGCGGCAGCGCUUACAAAACUACCACUAUCCUCCUAGACGGGAAAAGAGUGAAGCUACAAUUAUGGGAUACGUCGGGUCAGGGUAGAUUCUGCACAAUCAUUCGGUCAUACUCCAGAGGUGCUCAAGGUAUACUCUUGGUAUAUGACAUUACCAAUAAGUGGUCCUUCGACGGCAUCGAUCGAUGGUUAAAAGAAGUUGAAGAGCAUGCACCUGGCGUACCGAAAGUACUGGUCGGCAAUCGUCUGCACUUGGCUUUCAAGAGACAAGUGGGUGAACGAGAUGCGGAGGCUUACGCGGCUAAGAAUCGAAUGGCAUUCUUUGAAGUCUCGCCCCUCUGCAAUUUCAACAUUCGCGAGAGCUUCUCGGAGCUCUCUCGAAUGGCGCUACACAGGAACGGCAUGGAGAGAUUGUGGCGAUCCAAUAAAGUGCUCAGCCUGCAAGAACUGGCAUGCCGCGCGAUAGUGGCCCGAACGACGGUUUACGGUAUCGAUCAGCUGCCGUUGCCCAAAUCGAUCAAGUCGCAUCUGAAAUCGUACGCGAUGACAACCACGUCCCAACUACGCUACAACGGCAACCGCUCGUUGAGCUCGAGCAAGAGUCUGGGAUCGCAUCAUCGGAAGCUACGCUUCGUCGGGGUGGGUCACAACAACGGUGGACUGUCGACGCCCGGCAGCUCACCCGGCAGCAUCACCGAUUCCCGCACAAGUUGCGUCGGCCGCAAUUCCUGCACGGUGUCUUGAGAUCGACGUAAGGACAGAAGUCGGGAUAGCGGUUACUUACGUAAAAACGUAUCGCGCAAUCAGCAUUCUUCCUUCCCCUCCCUUUCUCCGUUCUGUCAAGGAUGCAAAUCACGCGUUUACAAUGUUGUUUCACGAUUCAUAGCAAUUACUGUUAGUGCGAGAUAGUAUAAAUAUAAUGAAAUUCCGAUUUUUGCCACUUGCCAACGUUGACGGAUAUACUCUUGUUGCGUUUAUAUCACGAGAUACAUUUCAUGGUAUAUUUUCACAUCUGCAAGCCGCGCGCGUGCGCGACCACACACACACACACACAUACGCACACACAAAAUUUCAGGAUCCGAACGAGCUUAAGGGAGACGGGCCGUCGCGUAUUCGUGCCAUCCGUUGUACCGAGAUUAAAAGAGAGAGAGAGAGAGAGAGAGGGAGUCGCGGCACGUAAACAGGGAGAUCGCUUAAACGUUACCAAAUGUUGUCACCGAUCGCAAAGCUCGCACGGGUUUUCCAUCGCGUGAAGAGAACGCGUCAGGAUUACGGAGAUAUGACACACACCUAUAUACAGUAUAUAUCGACCGAACGUUACAUUACGCGAUUCGAGUGUGCCCAUACUUUAAAGUUAAAGCCCUUGUAAGUCGCUUUAUUCUUUUUUGGCCGUUGUUGGAAAAAGCAUUCUUUCCCCACAAACGUAUCUCUCUGUGCGGAAUGUUCUUUCUUCGAUCGUAAAGCUUUCAAGAGCAGCGAGUAAUGAACUGAAAAGUACAAGUUCGCUAAGUCUACGGUGGUUGUGGUGUAGACUAAUGAUGAUAGCGUAAGUGUAGAAAGUUUAGAGCAGCUAACUCGAGAUAUAUAUUAGCGACAUAUAUAUAAAUAUAUAUAUAUAUAUAUAUUUUCAAUUGCUUGCGAAAACCGUUUUAUCGGGAACUACCGGUUACCGAGCGCGGAAGAGCUAUAUAUUUUUUAAGGAGACAGUUUUAUAAAGAGCAAUAAAAUUGACUCUUUCUACGGCACGAGAUUUUACAUUGCAUUACGUUGAUCGAGAUCGGAUGAUGAUUUCCUCAAUAUUUUAUCUUUCGUUCUCUCUAUCUCUUUCUCCCCCGCAUGAAUUGUAAAUCGCGUGAAGCGUUUAAUCCGAAAUCCGAAACUCCCCUUGCCCCCUCCCUCCCCCCUCCCCGAAUACGAUUAUUUAAAAGUAUUGUUUUAUUUCAUUGUUACCUAAAUGUAAGUCCACAUGUACAGUGUAAGAUUGCAGGAGAUGCGUUUGUGUGUAAUAUAGAUAGAUAGAUAGAUAGAAAACACACUCGAUCUCUAACAUGUCUGUAACAAAUUACUCGAUGCCACAGGAAAGCACAUGAGAUGUAUAUUUAUAUUACGUUAGACUUAACUAAAUUAUAUUCUGUGUAUAUAAAGAAAGAACUAUAUUAUAUUAUGAUAUUGUUUUAUAUGAAUAUAACACGAUGUGCUUACUUGUCUGUGAGAUGUACUAAAUAAAACUUAACUUCACAUUAUAGCGCAGUGCAUGUAAUCUAUAUGUAAAGAUUUGAAAAACAGACUUCCUAUUUCGAAUACCAAAUUUUCUUUAAUAAAUAGAGUUCACACACAUUAAUUAUAUAUACAUAUUUUGUUACAAGAGAAUAACACAUCUUUCAUAUACGGAAGAAAUAUCCACUUAAAGGGGGCCACGUGUUAAGAAAGGGAAGAAAUGCCGUCCCGUUUGCCAAAAUGCUUCUAAUUUACUAGCUCGAGAAACGCUAUAAUUUCGUUUAAUAUAGUAGAGGAUAUAGAGAGCCGGUUUUCAUGAACUGUAUAUAAUAAACACGUUCUAGUUUUUUUUUUUUCAACUACGGUUUUACUUACAAUUAAUUAAUCGGCUUAAACGGAUCUUUUCCUGAAUUCAAUCACCGAAAUUGGCAAAGUUUUCUCCUUGGCAACUUGUAAUACACUACUUUCUUGUUAAUUUGAAUAUUGCAACUUUCAUCGAUGUAUUCCAUCUACACAGUGGUUCUAUUUGUAUGAUAACGAAACCCGACACCAAUUUAUAUUCAAUUAUAGUUAUAUGUUCCAGUUUAAAACACAUGCGGUUGUAUAGUGAAAAUAAAUCGAAUAUUUAUGAACCUA